Molecule: messenger RNA, 4848 nt
Organism: Acomys russatus (golden spiny mouse)
Lineage: Eukaryota; Metazoa; Chordata; Mammalia; Rodentia; Muridae
Gene: Zcchc14
Product: zinc finger CCHC-type containing 14
Exons: 13
Coding region: 32-3310 (1092 amino acids)
Molecular function (GO): zinc ion binding; nucleic acid binding; phosphatidylinositol binding
Source: RefSeq, a predicted model, not a curated record
GCCGGGCGGCGGGCGCGGCGCGGGCGGCAGCAUGGUGGAGAAGCGUUGCCCGCUGCAGAGGGACGGCGUGUACCGCUGGUUCUCCGAACUGCCGUCGCCGCAGCGCGUGGAGUUCCUGUGCGGCCUGCUGGACCUGUGCAUCCCUCUCGAGUUGCGCUUUCUCGGCUCGUGCCUGGAGGACCUGGCACGCAAGGACUACCAUUCGCUGCGCGACUCGGAGAUUAAAGCCAACAACCCGGCGGACCUGGGCAGCCUCACCAAUCUGACGGACGAGGUGGUGCGCAGCAAGCUGCUGGUGUCGCUGGCCCUGCUGGGCUCGGAGCAGCGCGAGGCUGCGGGCGUCUUGUACCGCACGCUCACGCACACCGACUCCAUCAUCCACAACUACGGGCUGCAGCUCAACGAGGGCCGCACAGGCGAUGAGUUCCUUCUCCUCUUCACCAUGGCCUCCAACCACCCGGCCUUCAGCUUCCACCAGAAACAGGUGCUGCGCCAGGAGCUCACGCAGAUCCAGAGCAGCCUGAACGGCGGCGGCGGUGGUGGCGGCGGCGGCGGUGGCGGCGGCAAGAGCGCGCCCGGCCCCGGCGGCGCGCUGCCCACCUGCUCUGCCUGCCACAAGGUGGCGUCCAGAACUGAGACCCCUGUCAGCAGCAUCAGCAAUAGUCUGGAGAAUGCAUUGCAUACAUCAGCACAUUCCACGGAGGAGUCCUUGCCCAAGAGGCCUUUGGGAAAACAUUGCAAAGUGAGUGUUGAAAAGAUAGACCUGAAGGGAUUAUCACACACGAAAAAUGACAGAAGUGUUGAGUGUUCCUUUGAGGUCUUAUGGUCUGAUUCUUCAAUUACAUCAGUAACCAAGUCUUCCUCAGAAGUGACUGAAUUUAUUUCAAAGUUAUCCCAGCUCUGCCCUGAAGAGAACUUGGACAAACUCAUUCCUUGCUUGGCUGGCCCAGAUUCCUUCUAUGUGGAGCGUAACCACGUGGAUUUGGAAGCAGGCCUGAGGUAUUUGGCUUCAAUACCUUCGCACACACUGAAACACGACCACAUUAGGAAGUUCUUCAGCACUCCAUCUCCCUCCCAACAGCUCCAGAGUCCAAGUCCUGGCAACCCCUCCCUUCCUAAAGUAGGUGCCAUGAUGGGCGUUUCUGGAAGGCCUGUGUGUGGAGUGGCCGGCAUCCCAUCCUCACAGAGCAGCACCCAGCACCACCUGCAACACUCGGCCAGUGCGUCUGCUUCCCUGCCCCACUGCUCCCACACAGGGGGUACAGGCUCAGCGCUGGCUUACCGGACCCAAGUGGACAACUCGCCUACCAUCCUGAUGCCCUCUGGUCUUCAGGCCCCUCAGCCCCAGGAACAAAAUGGGAUUUUAGACUGGCUUAGGAAGCUGCGUUUGCAUAAAUAUUACCCCGUCUUUAAACAGCUCACCAUGGAGAAGUUUCUGAGCCUUACUGAAGAAGAUCUGAAUAAAUUUGAGUCCCUCACCAUGGGAGCAAAGAAAAAGCUCAAGACUCAGCUGGAGCUAGAAAAGGAGAAGUCAGAGAGACGGUGCCUCAGCUCCUCAGCCCCAUCCUUGGUCACCAGCAGUGGAGUGGCCCGAGUCACCCCCACCAGCCAUGUGGGGCCUGUGCAGCCUGGGCGUAGCAGCCAUGCCUCAGAGCUGCGGGUGGAGGUGGAGCCCCCGGCUCACCAGCUGCCCCGGGAAGGCAGUUCCUCUGAGUAUUCCAGUUCCUCCUCUAGCCCCAUGGGUGUGCAGGUGCGUGAGGAGAGCUCAGACAGCGCUGAGGAGAGCGAUAGACGUGUGGACAUACAUGCUGAGGGAACUGAUAAGGAGAAGCCUGUGAUGCUGCUGACUCACUUCCCAUCUAGCUCUGCAAGACCCACGGCCCAGGUUCUGCCUGUGCAGAAUGAGGCUGGCUCCAGCCCCGCAGGUCACCACCCUCUGCCCCCACAGCUGAUGCCAGCAGCUUCACACCUAGCACCUGUCCGCAUGCUGAACUCUGUGCACAAGUCAGACAGAGGCAGCACGGACGUGACACUCCUUUCAUCCUCUGUCCACUCGCUUCUGUCCCUGGAAGAAAGGAGCAAGGGGCCUGGUCCUAGAAGUGGCACAAAAGUGGACAAAAGCUUUGGCGGAGCUGUACUGGACACACUGCCCUCAGCGGCACCUCAUCCACCAGUGCAGGUCCUCUCGGGCCUUGUAGAGAACAACUCUGUGUCACCCACGGUCUCCUUUGGUCCCCGGGCCAAAGUUGUGCAUGCAGCCACACUGGACAGGGUGCUGAAGACAGCACAGCAGCCAGCCCUGACUGUGGAGAGCAGCUCAGCCACUACAGGGACACCGAGCACUGUCCUGCAUGUGGCCCGGCCGCCCAUCAAGCUGCUGCUGCCCUCAUCUGUUCCUGCUGAUGCUGCCAUCACUGGGCAGACUUCUUGUCCCAACAACGGCCAGAUGAGCGUGCCCCCUGCAAUAGUCAGCCCCCGGACUGCUCUGUAUACAGCCAACACCAAAGUUGCCUUCUCUGCAGUGAGCAGUGUGCCUGUGGGCCCACUGCAGGGCAGCUUCUGUGCCAACAGCAACACUGCCUCCCCCAGCAGCCACCCCUCUACAUCUUUUGCAAGCAUGGCCACUCUACCCAGUUGCCCAGCCCCCAGUUCCAGCCCUGCCCUCUCCUCUGUCCCUGAAAGCAGCUUCUACAGUGGCGGCGCUGGCAGCAGCUCCCCAGGAAACAUUCCUGCCUCAAGUCAGAGCCACCACCACCACCACCACCAUCAGCAGCCCCCUGCACCCCCACAACCUGCGCCACCCCCACCUGGCUGCAUUGUGUGCACGUCCUGUGGGUGCAGUGGCAGCUGUGGCUCUAGCGGCCUGACAGUCAGCUAUGCCAACUACUUCCAGCACCCAUUCUCUGGGCCGUCCAUGUUUACCUUCCCUUUCCUCCCCUUCAAUCCUAUGUGUAGUAACGGCUAUGUCAGUACCCAGCAGUAUGGUGGUGGCUCUGCCUUCCCCGUCGUACAUGCACCCUACAGUGGCAGUGUGACUCCAGACCCCGUCCUAGGUGGGCAGUCUACAUUUGCGGUGCCACCCAUGCAGAACUUCAUGGCUGGGACAGCGGGUGUGUACCAAACCCAAGGCCUGGUGGGCAGCACCAAUGGCUCCAGUCACAAAAAGAGUGGGAAUCUCUCCUGUUACAACUGUGGGGCCACUGGCCACCGUGCUCAGGACUGCAAACAACCGUCCAUGGACUUCAACCGGCAAGGAACUUUUAGGUUGAAAUACGCCCCUCCAGCAGAAAGUCUGGACUCCACGGACUGAUCCUUUUUUUUUUUUUGGCAACAGAACAUUUUAUUAAGCCAUGAAAAUUCACAUAGAGAACUGAGGUCAAGUUGCUGUGGAGCCAUGGAGAUCUAAGGAAAAUCACAGAGAGCUGAAGUCGAGUUGCUGUGGAGCCAAUAUUUUUAACCCAAAGGUGCUUUACUUUACUAUACUGGAUAGAGAAUCUAGCGUAGGCAUGCAUCAAACUCGAUUUCUUUGCCAAAUUCCUAGUUUGGAGCUUGAUAAAAGGAUUGCCUAGUGGACAUCUCUGCGGCAGUAGUGUGGCCAUCACACCAUUGCUGCAGUGUGAAGACCUGUCUCCUGAAGAUCGCUGGUCCUUCCAGGCGCACACAUAAUUCCAGGGCAGCUAUGCAUGACCUGAGUCAAGACUGCAGGUCAGAGUUCUCUCAAGUGGAGUUCCCCAGUCGGAUCCAGGACUCUUUUGGCCUAGGAAGUGCCAACUGGAUUUUGCUAUUUCCUAGAAUGGGGAGCCUCAUGUCUGGCUUCUUAAGGAUUGCACUACCUGACAAGGACCUCCACAGUCUGGGAGGUAGGCUCUGCUGGGACCCCAUCGGUAGGCACUGGAGUUGGCACCAGCAGGCUGCUCAGCCUAGUAUACCCAGAGGUUGCAGAGUGUCCUUCUGUAGACACUUGGAGCAGUUCCAGGUUUUUAAUAUUUUUUUCUGUAAAGAGAUUUACACUAUAUUAGUAAAUAAGACAUAGCUCACUCUCGACAACUUCAUUUCUAAGGGUCCAAGUCCCAGGGAAUCCAGUCACCGAGGCUUGAGACCACCCCUCCCAUUGGUGGCUUUGAGCCUGCUCUCUCCAAACAAGAACUAACUCUUGAGGACAUGGGAAUGACUCGUCUUUAUGAGUUGGCUGUGACCGAUGCUCCUCGUUCUGUAAGAAGCUGGCAAGCUGUCACGUGUCAAGUGGCUUCCCCAGGACCCCAGCCCAGGGCUUGCUGUGGUAAUCCAGUCCUGUGAUCCAUGAACAAGACUGGAAACUGUCAGCUUCUUUUGUAGUAGGCUGUGUGUUGAUAGUUAAUUCCGUUAAAAAUUGCCUGGAAAACUUCAGUAGAGAGAUGCAAGACUCCUCGAAACCACUCACAAGUUACAGUCCAGACUAGGGGUGGGGUUCAAACCCAGCACAAUGGAGGUGUGAGGGGCUUAGACCUCCGAGGUUAAAGGGAAUUUUAUGCUCAAAUAACAUUAUUUAAAAUGCUGAAGCCUUCGAUAUUAAAAAUUGAUGGUAAGAUCUUGCCAAGGAUUUUCCAGCUUCCUGUUUAUGGAGAAGAAAAUCACAGUCCUUAGACCAUUCUUCAGAUGGGACAAUCACCCUCAUGCAGAGUUAGUGUCAAUCACAAAAUGCCCUAGAACUGGAGGUGUUGUGACGUAAGGCUUCAUAUUCUAAGGUGGGCUUCCUGUCUGUGGAAACCCACGUGGAAGGCGUGAGUGUUGUGGAGUCUGUGCAGUGCAGGAUUGAUAGACCUCUGUCCUGUCCACGGCACACAGUGUCACAUCUGUUCUGAGGUGUUA